AUGAUGCACCGCGAAAUGUUCCCUGCGCAACAACCCCAGCGCGACACCUUCAUCCAGCGCCGCAUCAAACGCAACCCAGACCUGGCAUUCAAGCUGCACCAGAUGGCGCUUCCGCUAUCCCCUCUUGUCCAGCUCACCACGGGCGCAGUGCACCCCGACUUCCCGCGCACCGUCCUCCAGUUUUGGCUAUUGACCGACACGCAGCUCGAGGGCCUGGCCCACUUCUACCACCAAAAGGCCCUGUCGCCCUGGACCUCACAGUACCCUUGCCCUGUCGUCUGGCGGUCCGACGUGUCUCUGGAGGAGAAGCGUCGUAGGAUGGGCAAGUUCAUUGGCCUGAGGGGGUGCGAGUCUCCGUCGUGGCUCAAGUCUGAGGACGAAAUAGCUGCCGAGGCGAGACUGGCCAGCAUGGUCGCGCAGCAAGAAGACAUGCUGAGGAAAAAGCUGCAUCCCUGGUGA
This is a messenger RNA of Ustilaginoidea virens, 459 nucleotides long. RefSeq lists its product as uncharacterized. Bases 1 to 459 code for a protein of 152 amino acids. NCBI's taxonomy places the organism in Eukaryota, Fungi, Ascomycota, Sordariomycetes, Hypocreales, Clavicipitaceae. The transcript has a single exon. The record is from RefSeq and is a predicted model, not a curated record.